This is a messenger RNA of Phragmites australis (common reed), 2180 nucleotides long. RefSeq lists its product as uncharacterized. The coding region runs from base 144 to 1715 and encodes 523 amino acids. The record is from RefSeq and is a predicted model, not a curated record. Gene Ontology annotation, biological process: protein transport. The transcript has 9 exons. NCBI's taxonomy places the organism in Eukaryota, Viridiplantae, Streptophyta, Magnoliopsida, Poales, Poaceae.
GAACCGAACCCUGGGCGUGAGCCGUCUGAACUCUGCCGGGUGGCCAAAAGUUAAGCGGGGAAGAAGAGUGAUGAAGGGAAAUCCCUCGCCGACGCAAAACGAUACCAGAUUCCAAGCCCAAAUCCACUCACCGCCGCGCCACCAUGCCGUUGCCGCGCUCCUCCGCGUCCAACCCCUUCCACUCCCUCGCCUCCACCUUCCCCUUCCUCUCCUCUUCAUCCUCAACCGCCUCCUCCUCGCCCGCGCCCGCCGCUCCCCACCUCGCCGUCCCGCUCCUCCUCCCCGUCUCCUCGGCAGCCUCGACCUCGUCAUCCCCGUCCUCAUCCGAGUCUCGCCGCGGCCCGCAGCCGCUACCGGGCGCGCGGAUGGCCGGUGCCGGCACGGCGGGAGGAGGGGGUAAGGGCGGCGGUGGCGGGGGACCUGCGUUCGUGGGCCAGGUGUUCACCAUGCUCGACCCUUCUGGGAACGGCCUCAUGGCCGUCGCCUCCCGCUUCGAGCUCCCGCGCUUCCUCACCAACAGAACUCCUACGUGGUUCAAAACAAUCUUUUCACCAUUGAAGAAGAGUGAAAAUGGUCCAGUGUUUAGGUUUUUUAUGGAUUUGAAUGAUGCAGUAUCCUAUGUUAAGCGGCUAAAUGUGCCAAGUGGCAUGGUGGGGGCUUGUCGCCUUGAUGUAGCAUACGAACAUUUCAAGGAAAAGCCUCACAUGUUCCAGUUUGUUUCAAAUGAGAAGCAGGUCAAGGCUGCCAAUAAGCUAUUGAAGUCAUUUCCACAAAGGGGCAGAAGGAAAAAACUUGGUGGUGUCCCUGUUUUUAGUGCUCAAAACUUAAAUAUUGCAGUGGCGACAAAUGAUGGAAUUAGAUGGUAUACACCAUACUUUUUUGAUAAAAACUUGUUGGACAAUAUUCUUGAAGCUUCAAUGGAUCAACAUUUCCAUUCAAUAAUGCAAAACCGCCAUACACAACGUAGGAGGGAUAUUGUUGAUGAUAGUUUAACAUCUGAGAUAAGUGAAGAAAGUGUUGACAGCUUGCUUGAGCCCCCAGAGGUACAAGAACUGAUGAAUGAGAUAGGUCCAACUGGAAUACCAUUGAGUGUUGUAACAAAAGCUGCAGAGAUCCAGUUUCUUGAUGUUGUUGACAAAGUUCUUCUAGGAAAUAAGUGGUUGAGAAAAACUGCUGGCAUACAACCACAGUUCCCUUAUGUUGUUGAUUCAUUUGAAGAAAGGACUGCUGUUUCAAUUGCCGAUAUUGCUACUACUAGCAGGAAUUUUACUGCUUCUAAGGAUGAUAACUGCUACCAAAAUAAUCAGCAAUCUCAAUCUUCGGAGCCGAAUAUUGACAACAGCAACUACAGAAAUCACAAUGACCCAGAUCAUAAUCAAUUUCACUUUCCAUUUAGCAAUCUGCUUCCAAAUAUAUGGUCAGGGCAUGACAGAAAGUUUAAAGCACAAGAAAGGGACAGCAAAUUCAGCAGAUAUGAUGCUGGCAUGAACAAUGACUUACCAGCGAACCCUCUUCUUCCCAAAAUCACCAUGGUUGGCAUCUCAAUGGGUGAAGGUGGCCAGAUGAGCAAAGCCGAUUUAAAGAAGACAAUGGAAGACUUGACGAAAGAGUUAGAGCAGACAGGUGAAAAAACUACCUUCAACGAAGAGAAAGACCCACUUUUUGUUGCCAACGUCGGUGACUACUCCAGGAUAACAAAGAUCAGCUCUACGUGAGACACAAUGACGAACAAUUUCUAACCAAAUCAACUGAACAUGUUGAUGCGAAUCUCGGAGGACCCCACUGAUCUAAUGAUAUAAAUGUCCGGAGGUCUUCAGAUCCUUUGCACAUCGAUUGUCCUCAGUUUGGACUUAGGAGGCAAUCCAACGUUGCUGUGAUGUCCGCUCGAUGGUACGAGCCAAUUUUUCCAGGGAACCGCAUGCAUACGACUAGGCUAUUAAGAAUUUUGGAGACGAUGAUUUGUGGAAGAAUGUUUGUGAAUAUAAAGUUUAAUCCCAAUGUAUGUAUGUAUGUAGAACAUGCAGCCCAAUGUGUGUAGGGUAGGCAGGCAGCAAGGUAGCGUUGAAACGAAUGUUGAUAAGGUGUUCCAUUGUGGAUAGCUAGUUUUAUUUUGUUGGGCACAUAAAUACUUCGAACCAUAUCAACUUUACAGCUUGUUCAAAGCAUAUGCUAUUGGGCCU